CUGAUGAAGGCUACGAAACAGACACAACAAGAGGGUAAAACCUGACGUUAAUUGCUAAUUAAAGUCCUUGACGGAUAGGAAUUUUAAUUUGCAUCUUUUUCAAUUAUAUUUGCGGAUGAAGUGCUUGAUGAUUGAACAGGCAGCGGGUCAAAGUGACCCAUGAACAUGUUUUCCCUGAGAAACCAAGAAAACUUGAUUGCAGAGCUGAAGUCCCUUUUCGAAGCUCCUCUUCAACUUUCCUGCAGCCUGAGCCAACCCAUGUUGAGCAUCUUUACUCUUUGACUGUAUUUUUUUGUGAGUGGACCGACACAAUCAGAUUGGUCGAUCAAUUGGCUUCAUUCUUUUGUUUAAAGGUUUCAUGGAACUGUUCUGGGCUCCUGUUUCCAUGCCAUUUUUUAAAUGCUAUUCUUCCCAUGUCAGUCUGGAAAAUAAACCCACCCCCACUCAUGUCGGUGGUCCUUCGGACUGUCUGGUAUGCUGACAUACUGUGAUUUUGUCCACCACACACACACACACAAGGUUGAAGUCUCGUCGGAUGCGGCCGGCCGACAUUUUGCUGUCACAUUCACGCAAAAGUGCUUCAGAGAAACAAAUGCCGUUUUUUUGGGAGAUAAACAAGCCACCCCUCUUCUGCGAGAAAGGCACAUUGUGUGACAGGAGCGCGUGUGUGUGUGUGAUGUCAUUUAAAGGAGGGGGCAGGUUUGAGUGUGUGUGUGAGUAGAGCAGGUCACUGAGAUGACGCUGGGGAGGGGGCUCGGCUCCUACUAAGCAGCUUUUCCGCCACACUGGAGACCAUCCAGCCAUCCCGACGUCCUCUUCGAGCUGAUAUGUUGCUCAGCGGACGUGGGGAAGGAAAGAGGAGAGAAGGAUGGAGAUCUACAGGGUUUUUUUUUUUCUUAUCAAGUACCACGAAGGGGGUUGGGGGGAUAAAAUACUUGGCAUAGGCAAUCAGAGGGAAUGACACAUAAUUUUAGUUUUUUUAAUUGUUCAUCUGGAAUGCAAGAACACCGUAUUUAUGUAGAAAUGAGGGGGAAGGAUCAUGGUUAAGGAAACAUUAGGAAAGGGCUCAUAAGGGAAGAGAUGUUAGGAAAGGGAGCUUCGGGAAGGGCGGGGAAGGAGAUAUUUGAAUGACAUCUUCGGGAAGGAAAGGCUGUCGAGGGAUCAAUGGGAAGGAGACAUUAGGAAAAGAAGCAUGAGGAAAGAGACAUUAGAAAAGGGAUCGCAGCUAAGGAGACAUUAAAAACACAGAUUGUCGAGAAAGAUCGUAGGCAAGGAAACACGAGGAAAGGGGAGCGUCAGAAAGGAAAAAGCGAUAGGGCCACAUAGGAAAGAGACAUUAGGAAAAGGAUAGUAAGGGAAAGAGACAUUAGAAACCAGAUCCUAGGGCAGCAGACAGUCGAAAAUCUCCUGUAGGGAAGAAGGGACAAGAAGAAGGAGAUCGUCGGACCAGAGACACUAACAAAGGCACCAAAGGGAAAAGGACAUUCGGAGAUCGAAGGGAAGGAGACGUUAGGAGAUGGGAUCGAAGCCAAGGUGUUAUCAGGCAUCUUAAGGAUUGAGCCAUAAGGAAAGGGAGCAAAGGAACGAUGACAUUUGGCAUCUUAAGGAAUGAGACACACUCACCAUACCCAAGUAAGGAGACAUUAGAAAAGAGAUCUUAGGUAAGGAGACUUUGGGAAAGGGAUCGAAGCCAAGGUGCUAUCAGGCAUCUUAAGGAAUGAGGAACCAGGAAAGGGAGCAAAGGGACGGCGACAUGAAGGCAUCUUAAGUGAUGAGACAUAAUCACCAUACCCAGCCUGCGAGUGGUCCCACCCCAAGAUGACGUCCCCCAAAAACCGAACCAAGAAGAAACCCCCCAAAGACAGCAUGACCCUGCUGCCAUGUUUUUACUUUGUGGAGCUCCCCAUCGUGCUGUCGUCCUUGGUGUCGCUGUACUUCUUGGAGCUGACGGACGUCUUGUCUCCCGCCGUGGUGGGCUUCCGUUGCUACGACCGCGACCUCUCCAUGCCCUACGUGGAGACGGGCGAUGAGCUCAUCCCGCUGCUCAUGCUGCUCAGCCUGGCUUUCGCUGGACCCGCCGCGUCGAUCAUGAUGGGGGAGGGCCUCAUGUACUGCAUGCAGUCCAAACUCAAGACCUGCCCGAAGACGGAGAGCAGCAUCAACGCCGGCGGGUGUAGCUUCAACUCCUUCCUGCGCAGGACCGUGCGCUUUGUGGGUGUUCACGUGUUUGGUCUCCUAGCAACGGCGCUGGUGACAGAUGUCAUCCAGCUGGCCACCGGCUACCACGCCCCCUUCUUCCUCACCGUCUGCCAGCCCAAUUACACGGCGCCGGGUGUGGCCUGCGACAACAACGCCUACAUCACGCAGGACAUCUGCACUGGCAAAGACCAGUACGCCAUCAUGUCGGCAAGGAAAACAUUCCCAUCCCAGCAUGCAACACUUUCCGGCUUUGCCGCUGUCUACAUUUCUAUGUACUUCAACGCCAGCAUCGGCGCCACCACAAAGUUGCUCAAGCCACUGUUGGUGUUCGCCUUCUGCAUGGCGGCGGGCAUGGCCGGCCUCACGCAGAUCACCCAGCAUCGAAGCCACCCCAUCGACGUAUACGUGGGCUACCUGAUCGGAGCCGGCGUCGGCGUCUACCUGGCCGUGUACGCAGUGGCAAACUUCAAAGCGUCCGAAGAAGACGCGUCGCCUCAGCCCAAAUCGUUGACGACGCCGCAUAAGGACACCCUGAGGGUGCUGAGUCAGCGCAGUCACGACUCCCUCUACAGGAAGACGCCGCGGGUGUCGGAGAGCCGUGAGGAGCUGGCCGUGGCCAUGGCUUCGGGGGGGCGCAGCAAGGUGAGGCGGGAGAAAGCCUCCCUGGCCUCCCUGAAGCGAGCCAGUGCCGACGUGGAGCUCCUGGCCACCCGCGGGCCCAUGGGCAAGGAGACGAUGGUGACGUUCAGCAACACCCUGCCCCGGGUGGCCAACGGCAACAGCCCCAUCUCGCCCUCCGAUGAGCCGCCCAUCUCGCAGCGCCACAUGACCUUCCACGUGCCCCUGGACCCACAAAGAUCCCGGCAGCUCGUGUCAGAGUGGAAGCAGCGCUCUCUGGAACUCAGGAGUCAAAGUUCCCGGGAUGAGAACGAGAGCGAGGAAGGGACGGAAGUGGCGGAUGCGGCGGAUGAGGCGGGCGACAAGGGGGUGCCGUCCUCUCUCUACCCCAAAGUGCAGGCCAAUAAAGGCAUGGCGACGCCCACCGGGGGUCGGAUGGUCGUGUCUCCUCCGCUGGUCCACAUCCCCGAGGAGGCGGCGCGUCCGCCGCCCGUCUCCCCCAAGAGCGCCAAGACCCGCGCCAAAUGGCUUUCACUCACCGAGGCGGAGAGGAGCGCGGCGAAGGAGCACGGCAUGGGACCCAUCGCCGUGUCCACGCCCAGGGUGCCCAACGCGCAACCUGCUCAGCCACCCGCUCAACCGAGAGUCACUCAGGUGAUGGCAAUGUCCAAGCAACUAAGCCACGGCGGCUCCUCCGCGGAGGGUGGCGGCUCCUCCUCCGGCGGCGGCUCCAACUGCUCCGAGUCGCCCUACUACCGCCUCGCCUCCGACCGGGACAGCUGCAUGGGCAGCAACCCGGGCAGCAUCGCCGGCAGCGGCAGCAUCGUAACCAUUGACGCCCACGCCCCCCACCACCCGGUGGUGCGGGUGACGACGUCCAACGGGAAGCCGUGGGAGUGGAGGAACACCAUCGGCGGCAACAUGAUGGCGGGCGACGCGGCGGUGUUGGAGAAGCACCGCGGUGUGCUGCGAGGGCAGGACGGCGCCCCGCUGUACCGGGACUACCGGACGCUCCCGGUGAAAAAGGAGUCGCAAGGUGGCGAGACUCCGGAGCUCCCGCCCCCGCCGCACCCUACUUCCUCCUCCCCUCUGCCGCCCCCGCCCCAGCUGUCGUCGCCCCAUCUCCCGCCGCCACCCCCUCACACGUCUCUCCUGUCUCACCCGCCUCCUCAGGCGUCACCGCAAAGCUCCUCUUCCCCCUUGCCCCCUCCACCGCCACCGGCCUCUUCCAUGCCACAUCCGCCGCCGCCUCCCCACCCGUCGUGCUCAGCCAUGCUCCCCCCUCCGCCCCACCCCGACCUGCUGAUGGACGACCAGAUGCUGUCCCGCUCGUCCACGCUGCCCCGCCGACCCUCCGUGUCAGCUCGCAGCCACGCCGAGCAGGAGCAUUACUACAAGGCGCUCCAGAACGAGCGGAUGCUAUAGUGCAGCCGGUCCUGAACCUUUGUUGCGCCAUGGGAGGGUUUCACGUCACGCGAUAUUUUGAAAGUCGAAACAAAUCCAAGAAAAAUUCAACAUUUGGAAAUGCCAUUUAACGAGUCGCAUCUUGGGGUCAUGACACGAUGACACUGAAAUUGUUUUCCUUGAGUCCAGUCCACUCACUACCUUUGUUGCCGGCAUUGAAGAAAAUCACAAUACCCAUUGUUAGGGAUUAGGACGAUCUUCUAUGAAUGAACCUUUCCCGAUAUUGUCUCUGAAGCCCCGAACGCACCGAUCGGAAAACAUUUGCGACUGUCGUCGAAGGAAGCAAAAAUGCGCUUUGCCGUCAGGGUUUCUUCAAGGGAGCAAAGGUUCGCGAACCGUCCGGCAAACGAGCGUCAGAUGUUUGCCACCGGUUUAAAUGUUUUUUCUUGUCGCAAGGAAAUUUGGACCAAAGUUCCCUUGCGACAAGUUCAGGUGAGCGUCUGACGACCAUUUGCAAACUUGAACGAAACCCGAUGAGAAUUGAACUUUUGCCACCUGCGCAAAUAUUUGCAAAUUUUUGCGACUUAGUGCAAUGGGCGCUUUCCUUCCUUGGAAAUUGUCGGAUCUUCCCCCUGUCUCAUCAUUUGGUCUCUCCGUAGAAGCUCUUCCAAGACAUUUGUAUUGAAUGGAUUUUUGAUCGGUUGUGGAUUGACUUUUCAUAAAUCGCAUGACUGAGACAAGAGGUUCUUUCUACCUGAUGCCCAAAAAGGAUUUUUGCUCAGACUCUCAGUUUAGUCUGGAACCAAGUGGCCAAUGCAGUGCUGAUUGGGAACCGCUGCUAUAUUGAACGACUCGUAUUUGAAGGACUGGGGGGGCGGGGAGCCGGGUAAAGUUGUGCAGGGUCUUGACAAUUUUGGACUGCCGAUCCAGGAUGGCUUCUUCAAUUCAAAUCCAUGGGAACACUUUUGCUAAAGCGUCCGUCAGCUGUCAGAAGACGAGAAAAGCGAUAAAAAAAAAACGAAGAACAAGAAUUGCCGCCUGUUCGCCGCCAGGGAGGGAAAAGCAUCUGCAGCGGAAAGAGGAGAUAGAACUUCAAAAGGCCUCAGAUUUGCUCAAUCUGUUUUCCUCUGAGAGGACGAAGGAAAACAAAUCAACCGCGGGCAAUGCCAGCGUUCCUAAAGACGACUGCAGCUGUUGCCUCGGCUGCUGGUCUUUGAGACUUAUGUUAGAGGGUCUUGGGGCUAUGUGACCACACUUCACGUUUGAGUCGGCUACUCUUCACUCUCUGGUCAGAUUGCUCUGACCGUCCAAAUUCUUUGGCCAAGUGUGAAUGCUAUCGUCUGAAUCCAGUUAAGAUCAGGCUAACCCAAGACCCAAACCAUAUCAACUAAAUCCAGAUUGAUCAAUCCAAGCCUCAACCCUAGCCCCCAACCCUAAACCUCAAAACUUUCACCGUAACUGCUACCUACCGUAACAAAACUCUUCAAUCCAAACCCCAACAUCUUCUACACCAACUCCUGAACCUGACACUCAAGCUAACCUAGUAACCUCAAUCUACUAACUCCAACCCAGUCCUAACCCACUAAACCUGUCACCCUAAGUCCCUAACUGUAAGCCCAAAUGCAACUCUCGCCCUAAACUUUACAACCUGACAACACUAAACUCCAAAAUGUCACACCUUAACUCAAACCUAACCUCUAACAUUUAUAAUCCCAAAUAUUAACCUAAACCCAAUGCUAAACCCUGAACUCCAAAACCCAAACCCUGACACUCGGCUUUAGAUCUAACCCAAAGCCCAAUCAAAACCCCGAAAACCCUUCUCUUAAACCCUAAACCUCGGUCUUAUUUUACACCCAAACCCCUCCACUAAAAUUAUAACCUUAAACCCAAUGCUCGACUAAACGCUAAAUCCUAACCUGAACCCUAAACCCUAAUCCUUAGAAUUGAAACAUACACGCAUAAUCGUAAUCUAACACCACCAUGACCCCCCCUAACGCUACCCCCAACCUUGAAUCACUAAUCCAAGCCCGAAACCUCAACCCCAGACCACAGAACUAAACACCACACUUAUUUUGACAAACAUAAUUCAGGUCACUGGACUGGGGAGUUCUGUCAUUUCAUCGAUCAGGGCAAAACUAAUCAGAACUCAUCCAGAUUAGUCCACUUCAUUCAGUAUCUCUCCAGACUUUAAAUAUAUGUCCGGCAAAUCUUGAUCAUUGUAGGUAUACCAUGAAAAUAUCAUGAACCAUAACUGCUUUUAUUAGAAAGUGGUGCUAAAAAAAAAACUAAACGAUAAACUCAAUGUAAAGCCAAAUGAAUGAACAAUAAAGUUAUAAUCAAAAGCGAAAUUAUUUCAUCCCUUUCCAGUAUAUCGUGGUCAUGCAUUAUGUAGAAAACAACGAUUAAUCGACUACUCUCUACGUUUCGACAUUGUUGUAUAAAGUUAACUUUUUAGCUUACUUUGUGCAAAUUGUUUCAUCCAACAUCCGUCAACAAGUGCUUUAUUUUUUGGGGAUAUUUUCAUAAACGGCGGACCCAAAAACAUUUAUUAACGAUCCCCGAAAGCUAUUUUGUACAAAUGGGUAUUGUACGGCGUUACGCAUGAGUCUGUUCCCGCUGGGGUUUUCUUUAGUAGGAUUUUGCACAAAAAUUGCACAUAGCGGAAACAUCUUUUUUGUUGUUGUUGUUGUUUUUUUGUUGGUUUUUUUACUGUUAAAUUAUUUUUAAGAAACUAAUAAGACUUCAACCUAAAUAUGUUAAUAUGCCACAUAAAAGAAUAGAUUUUUUUUAAUGGAAUUUUUUUUUCAUUUUCAAAUUUUGCAUUUUCUUGAGUUUUUUUUUCGUUGUUUGUGCGACAGUCACCUUCCUGCAAAAUUGUUCAGUUCAAACAUAAUACAGUGCUUAACUUUUUGUACUAUUUCCUACGAAAUCCUCACGAGAGCGCCUCAUUUAGUGUAGCGUGUGUGUUUUUCUUCAGGUCUUCACCCUUACCUUAUUUAACAAGCCAUUGCUGCAUUUUUAGUGCUUUUGAGUAAUCGUAAAUCUCAUUUUUGAGUGUUAAAAAAAAAACAUCCUUAAUUUUCGUUAUUGAUCUCUUCUGCCAUUUUUUGUUUUGGCGGGCUAUAUUUUCUAUCUGUGUUGAUGUGUGAAAAUAAUUAUCUUGUUGAAUAAAACGGAACAACUUCUUAACUUGUGAA
This is a messenger RNA of Hippocampus zosterae (dwarf seahorse), 7418 nucleotides long. It is a transcript of the gene plppr3a, whose product is annotated as phospholipid phosphatase related 3a. Gene Ontology annotation, molecular function: phosphatidate phosphatase activity. Gene Ontology annotation, biological process: phospholipid dephosphorylation; phospholipid metabolic process; signal transduction. The transcript is spliced from 9 exons. The coding region runs from base 1819 to 4242 and encodes 807 amino acids. The record is from RefSeq and is a predicted model, not a curated record. Lineage: Eukaryota; Metazoa; Chordata; Actinopteri; Syngnathiformes; Syngnathidae.